AUGUCGUCGCCAACGAGUCGACGCUCGACGCGGUCAUCAGCGAACAACACCCCCAAUGGUCGCAACCAACGGAACAGCGCUUCUCAGCGAGCCCCGCCAUCCAGCGAUCCUGCUGAAGCCGACGACGCGAACUCACAAUUGCUGAGCGAAGCCAACGCCAGUGCAAACGGAACACCGCGUGGAUCGCAGCGCUCACAACGAGCAUCUGUGCGAGGCACACCGCGUGCAUCGCAACAGACCGAUAGCCAAAGCCAGCAGCCGCCAGCCAGCUCGCCGUUAUUCUUCCAGUCCAGCCCUGCGGGAAGUCAGAGCCAGAGCCAGAGCCAGAAUUUGGGUAUGGGCAGCAGUGAGGGUGGAAGAACGCCGAGGGCUGCACCAGGUGUUGGAGACUCCUCCCCGGUCCACUACGCCUCGAGCUCCGAUGCUGCAGAUCCCGCCGCCAACCGCGAACGCCAUGAAGGCACAAGUUCGACCGGCCUGUUUGUCCGUUCCGGUCGAUCAGGUGCACCAGCUGGAAGCGCUAGAGACAGGAGACACGAUGUACACUCAGAUCUGCUCGAGGGCAGCGGACGACGGAGACAGCUAUUCGUCGACGAGAACGGCGUGCCAGUCGCUGGAGACAUCUCCGAUGCCAACACAUUCUCCAACCUGAACCCCAACACUUCGGAUGCAGCUGAACUGGGAGGACGCUCGACAAGAUAUAUCUGGGGAACCGACGUUUCUAUUAAUGAUUCAUUCGCCGCGACCAAGGACUUUUUGUUCAACUUCCAGAAAAAGUACCGCAUGAUUGCUGAUGGAGAGAUCUUGGAGGGCGAGACACUUACUCCUGGCGACCCAGGUCUUGAGAAAGAGAACUUAAGAAUGCUGGAGACCAUGCUUGCUCUGAACUCGAAGUGCUUCUACUUGGACUGCAGAAAUAUGAGGGCAUACCCAGGGACGAGGAAGCUGUGGCAUCAGCUUCAAUCGUUCCCAAGUGAGAUCAUCCCAGUGCUGGAUUCGGCUGUCAAAGAUGCACUUCUCGAGAUUGUGGAGAAGAGAAUCAGCGACAAACGCUCCACACAAUCGCAACAGGCUCAGCCAAACCGCGCUCGCGACUCUAGCUCCAUGCCUCCUAUGCCCAGCUCGGAUGUGGACAACAUGGACCAGCAACCUGCCGCGGCCGCACCUGCACCUGAGACUGACGACACGGAAUUGCUGGCCGAGAUCAACCAAAACACUUACCGUGUUCGACCAUUCGGUCUCGAGAAGAGCACCAAUCUGCGCGAACUCAACCCUGGCGACAUGGACCAGCUCGUGUCCGUCAAGGGCCUUGUCAUUCGCACCACGCCAAUCAUUCCAGACAUGAAGGAUGCCUUUUUCCGAUGCUCCGUCUGCCAUCAUACCGUCAAGGUCGAUAUUGACCGCGGCAAGAUCGCCGAGCCAACUCGCUGUCCGCGUGAGGUGUGCAGUGCCAGCAAUAGCAUGCAGAUUGUGCACAACCGAUCCGGCUUCACCGACAAACAGAUCAUCAAGCUGCAAGAGACACCAGACUCCGUGCCAGAUGGUCAGACGCCACACUCCGUCAGCAUUUGCGCAUACGACGAGCUUGUCGAUACUUGCAAAGCUGGUGAUCGUGUUGAGAUCACUGGUAUUUUCAAGUGCACUCAAGUUCGUGUCAAUCCACGCCAGCGAUCCGUCAAGAACAUCUUCAAGACAUACGUCGACUGCGUUCACGUGCAGAAGGUGGAUGCAAAGCGUAUGGGUAUCGAUCCGACUACCAUUGAAGAAGAGCUUGCUCAGCAGGCCGCUGGUGAUCUCCAGGAGACUCGUAAGGUCAGCGAGGAGGAAGAGGCCAAGAUCAGAGAGAUCGCCGCCCGUCCGGACGUCUACGAUCUGCUUUCAAGGUCGAUGGCUCCGUCGAUCUACGAAAUGGAGGAUGUUAAGAAGGGCAUUCUUCUUCAGCUCUUCGGCGGCACCAACAAGAGCUUCGAGAAGGGUGGUUCACCAAAGUACCGUGGAGACAUUAAUGUCCUGCUAUGUGGUGAUCCCUCUACUUCGAAGUCCAAGAUGCUGGAGUACAUUCACAAGAUCGCACCUCGGGGAGUGUACACUUCCGGCAAGGGAUCUUCUGCUGUCGGUCUCACCGCGUAUGUCACUCGCGAUCCAGAGACACGCAGCUUGGUCCUCGAGUCUGGUGCUCUGGUGUUGAGUGACGGCGGUGUGUGCUGCAUCGACGAGUUCGACAAGAUGUCGGACUCUACGCGCUCCGUUCUGCACGAAGUCAUGGAGCAACAGACUGUCUCCAUUGCCAAAGCUGGCAUCAUCACGACUCUUAACGCUCGCACGUCGAUCCUCGCCUCCGCCAACCCCAUUGGAAGCAAGUACAACCCGAAUUUGCCAGUCCCUCAGAAUAUCGAUCUCCCACCUACCCUUCUCUCCAGAUUCGAUUUGGUCUACCUUGUUCUCGACCGCAUCGACGAGUCCGCCGAUCGCAAGCUUGCGAGACAUUUGGUGGGCAUGUACCUAGAAGACACGCCAGAGAAUGCAAGCACUGCGGAAAUACUCCCCAUCGAAUUCCUGACCUCCUACAUCUCAUAUGCCCGCGCCAACAUCCACCCCACCAUCACCCAGCCCGCUGCCGAUGCCCUCGUAAAAGCCUACGUCGCCAUGCGCAAACUCGGCGAGGACAUCCGCUCCUCGGAACGCCGCAUCACUGCCACAACCCGUCAACUCGAAAGCAUGAUCCGUCUCUCCGAAGCCCACGCGAAAAUGCGUCUGUCCCUCACGGUCGAGGAGUCGGAUGUCAACGAAGCUGUUCGACUCAUCCAGUCCGCGCUGCAGCAGGCUGCUACUGAUGCAAGAACUGGUCUGAUCGACAUGGGUCUGCUGACGGAGGGAUCGAGCGCGAGUGAGAGGAAGAGGAAGGCGGACUUGCAGAUUGGUGUGUUGGGUGUGUUGGACGAGAUGUUGAGAAGCGGUAAUGGGAGUGUGAGGUAUGGUGAUGUGGUGAGGCAGUUGAGUGAGCAGAGUUCUGUGCCUGUUGAGGGGCAGGAGUUUGCGGAGGCGAUUCGCGCGUUGGAGCAAGAGGGCAAGGUGCAGGUUGUGGGUGAGGGACCGAGGAGGAGUAUUCGAAGGUUGACGGGCGUUGCCUGA
Messenger RNA from Zymoseptoria tritici IPO323, 3132 nucleotides. RefSeq lists its product as uncharacterized. Gene Ontology annotation, molecular function: single-stranded DNA helicase activity; ATP binding; single-stranded DNA binding. Gene Ontology annotation, biological process: mitotic DNA replication initiation; DNA replication; DNA strand elongation involved in DNA replication. Gene Ontology annotation, cellular component: MCM complex; nucleus. The record is from RefSeq and is a predicted model, not a curated record. The coding region runs from base 1 to 3132 and encodes 1043 amino acids. Lineage: Eukaryota; Fungi; Ascomycota; Dothideomycetes; Mycosphaerellales; Mycosphaerellaceae. The transcript is spliced from 4 exons.